Prorocentrum cordatum is the source of this 4704-nucleotide messenger RNA. The record is from the annotation of a GenBank genome assembly. Lineage: Eukaryota; Dinophyceae; Prorocentrales; Prorocentraceae.
AUGGCGCCAGGAUGGUACUGUGGCAAAUGCGGGCUCUACAACUACGGGCAUCGCCACACAUGCCGCCAGGCAGAGUGCGACGGGUGCAAUCCAUAUCAAGCAGUGCAGCCAGAGCAAGGAUACUGGUCGCAGUUCGUGGUGCCAGGGGCCGCCUGGCAGCAAGGCCCACCCGCGCUGCGCAAGGGUGACGGGGGCAAGGGCGGCGGCAAGACGUACAAAGGCGGUGGGAAGAAAGGUGACGGUGGAGGGGUACCUCCGCCAGGCAAGAAGGGGCCAGGCGGCGCGCCGCCAGGCCGUGCGCCCGCGCAAGAGGAACGCAACAUGUGGCUUCAGAUGGGAGAGGAGCAGUUCGCCGUCUUGGGUCAAAGUUUGUCGCAGUCGCACAGGGAUCAGUUCACCCACGCUCACGCCAUGGCGAACUACGGUUUGCAAGGUGCGCAGGCGGAGGCGCAGCAGGCCCAUCUUCAUAUCGGGAAGUACUCGCAGCAGGUGCUGCACCAGAAGCAGAGGCUCGCGAAGUUGAAGCAGCAGUCUUGCGCGGCCAUCGUGGCGGUGCUGGAAGCGAAGGAGCAGUUGCGCGAGACGGGAACGCAGCUGGCGGAGGCAAAACAGAGGGCGUCCCAGCACCUGGGUCAGCAGGCAGCGCAGCCGCCUGCGGUCCAUGCGGCUGAGGUUAAGGCGCAUAUCAAGGAGGCCGUGGGCAAGCUCAAGGAGGCGGUGCCGCAGGAGGUGGCGCCGCAGCUCUCGGAGGCCUUCGAGCACUUCGGCAAGGCCAUCGAGGCGGUCAUCCAAAAGAUGGCUGCUGGCGGUGAUGCUGUUGCUUGGGAGUCUUGGUCUGCAGAACUCUGUGGGCAGUUCGAGUCGCAUGAGAAGCUCAAGGAUCCAGAUGUGCAGGCCGCCAUCCAGACAUUGUUCAACAAGGCCCAGCAACGCCACCCGGAGGACAAAGAGGAGCUUGGCAAGCGAGACGCCCGCAGCAGGAACCCAGGCCGAUCGAGAGCGUCUGAGGGAUCCAAGCAGCGAGCUCUUGGGAUUCUUGAGAAGUUCGGAGGAGUAGUGAUCCAGCCUGUGCAGCCCACGUGCAGAGUGGGCAAGGAGUGUAGAACCCUGGAUUAUUUCAUCGUAUCAGGUGGUCUGGUGUCAGCAGUGGCCAGGUGCGAUCGAAUCGACGAGACGGAGCUGUCUACGCAUUAUCCCGCUAAGCUCGUACCCAGGAUUGAUUCGCAUCUGGCCCAGAUUCGUGUUCUGGCGAAGCCUCGUCCUUUCCCCGAUGAGCAUCCCGUUGGACCAGCACCAGAGCCACCGCAGGCCUGGCGAUAUUUUCUAGAUAGGUUGGAGACCUACGUCGCGGGCUCGGCCUUCACGGCGGAGCAGGCGCGAUCUGCGCAUGCAGAGUCGUGUGCCCUGGCAGAGCAGGAGCUGGUGAACACCUACCAGGAGUCGAUGUUUCUGAUCCGCAAGGGCUGUUCAGGCCACGAAGGCAGGAGUCAGCAGGUGCUCGGUUUGCUGAACAAGCUUCGGGAGCCGCCAGAGACCCUGUGGGAGUGCGAGCGCUGGGCCAGCUGGAGGCUGAAGCAUUUCUCCAUGGAAGGUUAUCGCGCCGAGGCGCUGCACGAGUGGAAGCACAUCUGGAGGUUCGAGGAGGUCCCCGAGCUCAACCCCGAGAUGCUCGCAGGGCUCACUCUGGAGGACCCGGCGCCAUCUCUGGAACCUGGUCAGAUCAGGUCUGUCUUGGGGGAGUUCAAGAAGCACGCGGCGGUAGGCAAGAGAGUGAUCAAAGUCGGUGAGGCCGUUUCGCUGCCGUUUGAAUUGAACGCCGCGGUCGUGGUGGGCUGUUCGUACGCUACCACCUUGCUCAAGGUGGUCCUUUUAGAUGUUUUCGACGCGGCGGCUGCGAGGUGGCCGAGAAUUGGUUUAGCUUUAAUGGUCGACGACUCGAGCUUGCAGGCAGUCGGCAGUCAGAAGCAUGUGAAGCAGCAGCUGGUUAGGUGCACGAUGUUCGUUUGCAGUUCACUCGAGCAACUCGAGCUGAAAGUAUCUCGCAAGAAGUCGCUGCUGGUGGUUGAGAAGUUAGAUCCGAUGUUCCUCGCCCACUUGUUGCCGCGGCAGAUCUGGGUCAGAGCUGUGUUUGAUUCGUGGGCGCCCGACGCCCAGAUGCAGCGCGCCUUCGACUAUGCCGCCAAGUUCCCCAAGAUCCUGCAAGGCGCAAGCUAUAAGUGGGCGGUCCAGCCCGUCAGUGGAGUUUUAGGAGACACAGUCUGCAUCGACGGCUCGGCCUACGACGGCGACAUCCGCCGGCUGUUGCGCGCGGGCUGGUCUCUGGUUUCGAUUCGCACAGAUAUGCAGAUAGAAGCAGUGGCCUAUGGGCCAAGUCCUCUCCCAGUUCAGGGCGUUCAGUCCAGCGAGCUUUACGUAUUCUACAUGGCCCUGCUGAUGGGGCCCCAGAUCCACGUGCUAACCGAUUGUAAAAUGGUGUAUGAUGGCUGGAAUGCGGGAAGGGAGGGGACGGAGAAAAGCAACAAGUGUUAUGCAGAGCUCUGGCGACAGAUCUGGAACAGGAUAGACGACGUCGGAGUUAAUUCGGUGAACGUCAGCUGGAUGCCGUCGCGCAUGUCGAAGGCAACGGUUGAGAGGCGCGGCUACGAGCCGCACUGGACCGUCAAGUCCGCGAUCAAGUCGGAGCGGGACCCCCGCCGGCUGCAGAUGCUGGAAAUCAGGCAGAAGGCGUUGAAGCUCACGGCCAACUCCAUGUACGGCUGCCUGGGCUUCCGCAACAGCCGCUUCUACGCCAAGCCGCUCGCCGCGCUGAUCACCUCAAAGGGCCGCGAGGCGGCCUCGCGCCAAGAGAGGCCCCCUCUAACGCGCGGCGGCUUCACGGCAAGAGAGUUCUGCAGGGUCGAGGUUUGGUCCGCAUCGUCGAUCAAGGGCGGCAUCGGCGGGUCGUUCCGGAAAGUCGACGCGGAGCACACGGGGGGGGACGUCUUCGCGAUCCAGGCGCAGGCGUCCAACCGCGAGACGCUCUGGUCGGAGCUGUUCCAGGAGGCGGAGCGAGCCACGAUGCGCCGGCACCUGGUCUCGCGCGUGGUGACUUUCAGCAUCAAGCUGGUAAUCAAGAACACCCACCAGAUCUCGGUGCGCAUGCUGUGGACCAAGGAUGCACUCGCGCCUCCCCGUCCCAACCAGCUGCGGCGCGACGACGCCGUCAAGGGACCCGUGGCCGUGCUGUGCCACGACUUUGCGGGCAGGCUCACGUCCUCCUGGACGUGGUCGAAGCUGGUGUAUCCGCUACACAGGGCUGGUAUCUCCGUUGUGAUGGUUGACUUUCCUGGCUUCGGAUUGAGCCGAAUUUGUGGCAAGGGUGCCCAACGCUCGUCCUGGAUCGAGCAGGACUGGCGAAUAGUCGAAAAGAUCAUGGACACCCUGAAGAUACGAAGGGCCCACCUCGUCGCCUGCGGGGAGUCUUGCAACAUCGUCCUGAAGAUGCUCAAGUUUGUCAAGAUGCGUCUCGAGAUCACGCACGUCUUCUUCAAUCCAGUGCUGGAUCUGGACUCCCUGUUCUCCUUGGACGAGAUGCGGAAGGGCAGGAUCGGAAACAGGGACAUCAAGGCGUUGAGGGAGGACCAGCGAGACGCUUUUGAGCUGCUGCUGCACAACUCGAGGGUCAAGAUCUGGGCAAUGUUCGACCAGUCCGAAAGUCGAGCGGACCAGGCAAGAAUCAUGCUGGCGAGCUUUCAGUCGCUGCCGUUUUCGAGCGACCAGAUCGCGGUGACGGAAAUUGGUGAGCAGCAUAUCUGCGCCGCCAUGGCAGGCUCCGCAGUGCAGGUGCCGAUAUUGUUUCCGUGCAGGUAUGUGAAACAUAGUUGCGUACGCUUUCUCAAUCUCGACCACACUUUCAAGCCUCCCCCGUCGCUUCUGGCGGAGGAGCAUCGGGGCGACGGCGCUGUGGAGGAGACCUGGUGCGGCCGGGGCCCGAGCCAAACAGCGGUGGCGCAGCCCAGCUUGGUCGGUACCAACCUCGCGGCGCCAAGCAAGGCGCUCGAGGUGGCCAUCGCCGUCUGCGACCGCCCGGGCGGCACCGCCCUGCCCGCUGCCAUGCAGCGCGGCUGGAGCCCCGCGCGGGAGCGGGGCUGCGGCGGCGGCGGCGUGCCGGGAGGUGCCGCGGGCAGCCUCGGGGAGGGGCGCGGGCCCGAGGGCGGCCUCGCCUCGCCGCGGCCCGGAGGCGGCGUUGGGCUCGUCUUCGCCAGGCACUGCGGCAUCCGGGAUGCCACGAGGCUGGCUUGCGAGAUCCAGCCUCCCGACGUGCAUCGGGAGCGCGAGGUCCUGCUCACCAACACCAAGUCCGUCACGAAGCUGAAGAACUGGACGGAGCUCCGGGGCGGGGCGCCCGCCGAUCGUGGGGACGCGCUCCUGCAGGAGAUCUCGGGCGUGGAUCGAGGACGCCAUGGACAUGUCCAUGAAGACCCUCGAGGAGGACGAGGAGAGGCGCCGGCGCCUCGAGCCAGACGCCAGGGGUGGCAGACGCCAGAAGCCAGAACGAGAGGUUGCUGGAGAAGCUCCGGCAGUGGCAGCGGCGCGGCGCGACUGCCCUCGCGCCGCUCCCGCCCCCCGGGCGCUACUUCCACGACUAGGGGGGGGCCAUUGGCCCUGCCCGGCUUGCCACCGGCGUGCGGCCGUCGCAGCGCCGCUGCAGCUCGUCGCCGCUGA